AUGGCUAGAUGUCAUUUCACCGAUAUCAUCAAGGAGUUCAAGAAAUUCUGGGAGAUUGAGGACAUCGGCAUCAAGGCAAGCCAUCAAUCCGAAAUCGAGCAGGUAUGUGAACAACAUUUUCAAAAGCAUGUUUCGCGUACUCCAGAAGGUCGUUAUGUGGUGGCCCUCCCGUUCAACCAGAGGAAAGAACUACUCGGCACAUCCUACCUUCAAGCCAAACGCAGACUCCUCGCACUGGAACGAAAAUUCCAGUGGGAUCCAACCCUCAUGGCUGACUAUACUGCUGUUAUCGACGAAUACAAGCAACUCGGUCACAUGAGAAAAAUCGACACGGAAGUGGAAGAGGGCUUUUACCUUCCACACCACGCGGUCUUCAAGGAGACCAGCCUCACCACUAAGACUCGCGUCGUCUUUGAUGGCUCAGCACGAUCCAGCACUGGCAUCUCCCUGAAUGAUGCACUCAUGGUCGGGCCGACCAUACAAGACGACAUCCUGUCCCUCGUCCUCCGCUUCAGAACUCAUAACUUCAUCCUGACCGGUGACAUCGAAAAGAUGUAUCGUCAAGUUCUUGUGAGACCUGAAGAUACAAAAUUUCAACGCAUUCUCUGGCGGGAGCACGAACAAAUUCAAACAUACGAGUUGCAAACAGUGACGUUUGGACUCGCCCCAGCUCCUUAUCUCGCAGUCAGAUGUCUGCAUCAACUCGCUGACGAUGAGAGGGAAAGAUUUCCUCUUGCUUCAGCAAAACUAAAACAAGAUCUCUACGUAGAUGACCUUCUCACCGGCACCAGCACACUUGAAGAAGCUCUACAACUUAGAGACGAGAUGAUCGAUCUUCUAAAGACAGGGGGAUUCAAUCUCAGGCAAUGUGCCUCCAAUUCUCCAGAUGUCCUCCAUGGUCUCCCAGAAUCCACAGUGAAUAUCCAGCUACUCGGAGGAGCUGAUUCAGCACUUAAAACGCUCGGUGUCCGCUGGGAUUCGAAAAAUGACAGCAUUGUAUAUACCGUCAAUCCAAUAGCUACUAGAGACACCACCACCAUGAGGACAAUUGCCUCAGAUGUAGCCCGCAUCUACGAUCCACUUGGUCUGCUCAACCCAGUCAUCACACACGCCAAAAUCAUCCAACAGCAGCUCUGGCGACUCAAACUAGAUUGGGAUGACUCAGUGCCUACUGAAAUCUACACUCAGUGGCAUGAAUUUGUUUCACAGCUACCUCUGCUGAAUGAAAUCCAAUUUCGACGUCAGGCCAUCAGCAGUGAACAAUUUGAUCUUCAUGGAUUUUGUGAUGCUAGCAACCGUGCAUAUGGUGCUUGCAUCUAUCUACGUUCCAUCAGCCCGACUGGAGAGGUACAGGUCAAUCUGUACUGUGCUAAAUCACGCAUCACGCCCAUCAAUCACACCAGCGAGCAAACCACUCCACGUCUAGAGCUCUGUGCAGCAGAGUUACUUUCCAAACUAUAUGACAUCGUGAAGAAGGCUACACACAUCGAACCAGGAAGAGCAAUUUUUUGGUCUGACUCAACAGUUGUUCUUCAUUGGAUCAAAACUCCUCCUCAUCUUCUCCAAAGGUUUGUGGCCAAUCGAGUGGCCAGAAUCCAAGAGCUAACCGAUCCUACUAACUGGAAACACGUUCGAACACACGAAAAUCCCGCAGACGCCAUAUCUCGAGGGCAACUCUCUUCAGUCUUUCUCCAAAACGAUCUCUGGAAGCAUGGACCCAGCUGGCUUCAAGGGGAUGAAGAACAUUGGCCACACUUCAACAUCGGGAAACCAAUAGACCUUCCUGAACUCAAAAAGGCUACAGUACUCCUAGUGUCAUCUCCACCCAGGAAUCCUCUUCUUCAACGUUACUCCUCCUUUCAACGGCUCAAGAGGAUCAUGGCCUUGUGUCUUCGUUGGAAAACCAAGGUUAAAUCUUCUCAUCUGACCCUUCAGGAGUUGAAACGAUCCGAAAUUCUGAUUCUCCAACUGCUUCAACAAGAAACUUUCAAGUCAGAACUCAGAUUGCUUCAAGAAGGAAAAUCUCUUCAUCCCAAGAGUCGUCUCAUCAACCUCAGUGUUCAGCUUGAUGAGAAUCAUCUAAUACGAGUCGGUGGACGACUUAAAAAACACAAAACGUUGCCUCUCGAUGGAAUCCAUCCAAUCCUGCUGCCCAAGGGACAUCAUAUAACCAACCUCAUCAUCCAGGAAACACACCUCUUCAGCUUACAUUCAGGAAUCCAAAACACUCUUCAUUUAGUAAGACAACGUUUUUGGCCCAUGGAUGGACGCAAUCAGACACGAUUCCUCAUCAACAAGUGCAUCAGUUGCGCCCGAGUGAAUCCUCCAACCGUAAGCUAUCCCAUGGGCAAUCUACCUCGCGAACGUAUCACACAAUCAAGACCAUUCACACAUACAGGAGUGGACUACUGUGGCCCUUUCUUCAUCAAGGAAAGGAAACUUCGCAAUCGUAAUAGGAUCAAGGUUUGGGUCUGCAUCUUUGUUUGUUUCAGCACAAAGGCUGUCCAUAUAGAACUUGUCAGUGAUCUCACGAGCGAAGAGUUCUUGGCCACUCUCAGCAGGUUCAUCUCCAGGCAUCCCUCUUGUAAGGCACUCCACUCUGAUAACGCCACAACAUUUACUGGAGCCCAUAAUGAACUAAAGGAACUUCAUAGUCUCAUCACGGAUGAAAAACAUGAAGACUUCAUCCGAAGGAACCUCACACACCAGGGUAUCGAGUGGCACUUCAUACCUCCAAUAUCUCCACAUUGCGGUGGCCUAUGGGAGGCUGCCGUGAAAUCCUGCAAACAUCAUAUGAAGAGAGUCAUCGCCAAUGAGCUGCUCACCUAUCAGCAGCUUAACACACUUUGUGUUAAAAUUGAGGGAAUCCUCAAUUCCAGACCCCUCACGCCCAUGUCAUCGGAUCCAAAUGACUUUUCUGCGCUCACCCCAGCUCACUUUCUACAUGGAGGACCAACAACAGACCUCCCAGCUCCAGACUGGUCGGAAACCCCAUCCAACCGUCUAUCUCACUGGCAACAUCUGGAGCAGAUGAAGCAGCAUUUCUGGAAUCGAUGGCACAAGGAAUAUCUAUCCGAACUCAACGUCCGCCAUAAAUGGACCUCAGGCAGUCAUAAUAUUAACAUUGGCUCAUUGGUGUUGCUCCGAGACGACAAUUUGCCUCCUCUCAAAUGGCGCAUGGGGCGCAUCACCGAAGUGUUCCCAGCUGAAGAUGGUAUCAUCCGCAAGGUGAAGGUCAAAACCUCCACCAACAUCAUGGAGCGGAAUGUGCGACGACUCGCACCUUUACCAAUAGAUCCAAUCACUGCUACUACAGGGACUUGA
This is a messenger RNA of Diachasmimorpha longicaudata, 3324 nucleotides long. RefSeq lists its product as uncharacterized. The record is from RefSeq and is a predicted model, not a curated record. The coding region runs from base 1 to 3324 and encodes 1107 amino acids. NCBI's taxonomy places the organism in Eukaryota, Metazoa, Arthropoda, Insecta, Hymenoptera, Braconidae. Gene Ontology annotation, molecular function: nucleic acid binding. Gene Ontology annotation, biological process: DNA integration. The transcript has a single exon.